AUGGGCCAUUUGCAGCUGAAGCUUGAGAAUGAGCUGCGUUUCUCCUUGCUGGCUUUUUCCUCCUUUGCCGGCUUUGGUCAAGCUUUCGGCGUCGCUUUGUCGCUGGGACCAGAUUCCAAGUCAACCGGACCCCCCGGCGCUCUAACCGUCUACCCUGAGGCCUCUGCCACCGGGGGAAGCCGGUCUUUGCUCGGAAACGUCACGGUUGGGGCCAACUCCUUCGACAUCUCAGCUGACUUCCCUUUAGAAAACUACACCCACGUGCUGGUCUACACAAGGUCGGACUUUGGCGAAUCCUCCAUAGCAGAAGCAGUGCCUGUCGUCGAUGUGUUUUCUCGCGUCACCGACCUCGACUUCGUGGACAAGGACCUCGACGCAGAGCAGCUUGGUGGAUUCGUUCGCUGGAUUGCACCGGCGGAUGUGUCGCAGGUUCGGGCCUCAGGCUGA
Molecule: messenger RNA, 447 nt
Organism: Symbiodinium sp. CCMP2456
Lineage: Eukaryota; Dinophyceae; Suessiales; Symbiodiniaceae
Source: the annotation of a GenBank genome assembly